Drosophila subpulchrella is the source of this 1822-nucleotide messenger RNA. Its product is annotated as UDP-glycosyltransferase UGT5-like. The transcript has 4 exons. Gene Ontology annotation, molecular function: UDP-glycosyltransferase activity. Bases 135 to 1733 code for a protein of 532 amino acids. Lineage: Eukaryota; Metazoa; Arthropoda; Insecta; Diptera; Drosophilidae. The record is from RefSeq and is a predicted model, not a curated record.
GCUACUUAUAAGAGCGAUCUACCUUCGAACCCACACUAAACGAUCUAUCAGUACCCAUUCGCAGUCGUUUGGGAGUCGUCCACUGAGUCGGUUGCUGAUUGUUCCCUCCGUAGAACACAACAAGCGGAAUCAAAAUGCAACUGAGAAGUGCUUUGCAUAUCUUUCUCUUGAGCCUGGUGGCUCUUCAGCAACUGGACUUGGGUGCUAGUUCCCGUAUCCUGGCAGCCUUCUUUUUCCCUGGGAAGAGCCACUUCAUGAUGACCAAUGCCAUCAUCAGGGAGCUGGUCAGGCAAGGACAUGAAGUAACAUUCAUCACUCCAUUCUCCUUGGCCAAGGAAAAGCUUGGACCGAACUACAAGGAAAUAGUUAUACCACAAUACGAUUUCUGGCCAGAAAUUAAGGAGAUGACCAAAAGAGACACCGUUCUGGAGAUGACAGAUUUGCCAAAUUUCUCCUUCCUCAGGAUGGUCAAUGUGAUGGGUGUGCACAGCACUGAUUUUGCAUUCGAGCAGCCCGAAAUUCAGGCCGUAAUCAAUGAGAAGAAUAAGGUCGGCAAGUACGAUCUGCUGCUGGCGGAGCAGUUUUUCAACGAGGGUGCCCUCAUCCUAGGACACCUCUACCAAAUCCCCAUCAUAACAGUCUCGACUUUUGGUAAUGCCAACUACCUUAGCCAACUGUUUGGAGUAGUGUCUCCUUGGUCGUAUGUCCCACACGCCUAUAUGCCAUAUACAGAUCGAAUGUCGCUGUGGGAGCGGAUUUCAAAUGUCGCCAUCAAUGCCGCCGAGGAUCUCACCAGGGAGUUCUCCUACUAUCCCGGGCAGGAUGCCGUCUUAAAGAAACACUUCUCCAAACUGCUGGAUAGGGUUCCUACCAUAAAGGAACUGGAGCGGAAUAUCUCGGCAAUUCUUUUGAACACCUACAUGCCUUUGGCUUCGGCAAGACCCAUGUCUUAUAAUAUGAUUCCCGUGGGCGGACUACAUAUUCAGCCACCCAAGGCAUUGCCAGAGCACAUUCAAAAGUUCCUGGAUGAAGCUACCCAUGGAGCUAUUUAUUUCAGCUUGGGGUCCCAAGUACGCAGUGCCGAUCUCCCGCCAGAAAAACUUAAGAUAUUCCUGGACGUAUUUGGCAGUCUGAAACAGCGCAUUCUAUGGAAGUUCGAGGAUGAAACUCUUCCCAAUCUGCCGGCGAAUGUAAAAGUGCAGAGUUGGAUGCCUCAGGCCGACAUCUUGGCGCAUCCCAAUGUCAAGGUGUUUAUUGCCCACGGUGGACUCUUUGGUACCCAGGAAGCGGUAUACAAUGGAGUACCAAUACUAGGAAUGCCCGUCUAUUGCGAUCAGCAUCAGAACAUUAAUCAAGGAAAGAAUGCGGGAUAUGCCUUGGGCCUGGAUUACCGAACAGUCACGGCUGAAGAGUUGCGAGGACUGCUUCUAGAACUGAUUGAGAAUCCCAAGUACAGAAAUAACAUAAAGCGUGCUUCACGGGUAUUCCGCGAUCGACCUCGUGGAGCCAUGGAUACCGCGAUGUACUGGAUUAACUAUGUGAUCGAGCACCGAGGAGCUCCUCACCUGGUGGCAGCUGGCGUGGAGCUGCCCUGGUACCAGUUCUACCUUCUGGACAUUGUGGCCCUUGCUCUGGCUGCCAUCCUCCUGCCUAUUGUUGCUCUAAUCCUUAUAUGCCGCAGCAGCUCAUCCAAAGGAAAGAGCAUUCCGAGAAAGAAGUCCAAGAAGAAUUAGAACCAAAACUUGAGUUUUAUUUUUGUUAACAAAAGAGGAUACAAUUAUGUUAGAUAGUUCUUUGUAAUAAAUUUUGGAUAAUCUCGUAA